Ostrea edulis (European flat oyster) is the source of this 869-nucleotide messenger RNA. RefSeq lists its product as uncharacterized. The transcript has 5 exons. Bases 229 to 723 code for a protein of 164 amino acids. NCBI's taxonomy places the organism in Eukaryota, Metazoa, Mollusca, Bivalvia, Ostreida, Ostreidae. The record is from RefSeq and is a predicted model, not a curated record.
UUACACAGAUUAGGAACAGUAUACCGACUUCGCAACAUAUAUCCAAUUCCUUAAUCAAUUGAGUACGUGCCAUUUUUAUAAUUGAGAAGAAUCUUUACCAUUGUUUUUGAUAUUCGGUAUGCACUCCAGUCUACUUAGACCUGUACUCAAAAUCCGUCUGCAGACAGAUAAGAAGGCGGCAUUUUUAUCUUGAUCUUGUGAAGACCAUGCCAGUACUUUGCCGAUGUCAUGACAACACUAGGGCUGAUUUUUCUGUUGGUAGGGACUGUAGGUGGCGCCACGAUACACGAUACGUUACGGAGGGGGCUGUGUUUGUGUGUGGCAGACAAUGACAUCUACGCCCGGGACGGACCUGGAGAGGAACACAGAAUUGUGACUGUUUUACAUGAAAAUGAUUGUUACGUCACGAAGGGCGGGAUUUUGCACAUACUUGGUGGAACGUGGUAUGAACUCCUCAAUGUUCAAAAUCAGGUAGGGUGGGUUAAUGCGUAUCAUCUUCGCCUCAAAAACAUGACGGAGUGCACUGGAUCGCCUGUGGGCUUGAGUUCCACACCCUUCUCUAUCACUGGAGGGGAUCCAUUUGCUGGGGCGGAUCCGUUUGGGGCUGGCACGUGUACAGAGGGAGGAAUGUUGUAUAGAGAUGGAGAUCACCUGCAACGUGGGGGAGUCACGUGCACGUGCCGAAGAGGCGUCAUUGAUUGUCCUACAAAUGCCCUGGGUUAGCGAUAUAAAUCGUUUCCACAACAUAACCACAGUUCAUGUUUGUUAGAAAGAACUAAAAUGGGCUGCCUCUGUACGUGUUUUGUGUUUAUGAUGUAUGCACUAAUAAAAUUCUAGGAAACCAUUGAUAGAUCCCUAGAAUGAAAUUA